Molecule: messenger RNA, 780 nt
Organism: Microsporum canis CBS 113480
Lineage: Eukaryota; Fungi; Ascomycota; Eurotiomycetes; Onygenales; Arthrodermataceae
Product: ubiquitin C-terminal hydrolase L3
Exons: 2
Coding region: 1-780 (259 amino acids)
Biological process (GO): protein deubiquitination; ubiquitin-dependent protein catabolic process
Cellular component (GO): cytoplasm
Molecular function (GO): cysteine-type deubiquitinase activity
Source: RefSeq, a predicted model, not a curated record
AUGGCGGAAAAUAACCCCGACUGUCCCGACAAUGCAAAGGCCUUUGUACCUCUCGUCGUUAACAGGCAACCACUAUUAGAAAAUAACCCUGAUGUUAUGUCACAUCUAAUCCACCAGCUCGGGCUCCCAUCCACCCUUGGCUUUUCGGAUGUCUUCAGCAUCUCUGACCCUGAGCUCCUGGCCUUCAUCCCUCGCCCCUCACAAGCUCUCCUUCUCGUUUUCCCUGUCACCCAGACCUAUGAAAAAACCCGAGUUGCUGAAGACGCUGAUAUCCAACCAUACGCUUCCUCUGGCCCCCAGGAACCAGUGACAUGGUUCAAACAAACGAUCCGCAAUGCGUGUGGUCUCAUCGGCCUGCUUCAUGCAGUAUGCAAUGGCGCAGCAAAGAAGGAGAUCGCCAAGGGGUCCGAUCUAGACCAGCUAUUGUCUGAAGCCAUCCCGCUAGCUCCCCAGGAGAGAGCGGACCUGCUAUAUUCUAGCUCUGCGUUAGAGAGCGCGCAUGCUGAUGCUGCGAAGAAGGGGGACACGAGUGCUCCUAGUGCUGAAGAGAAGGUUGAUUUGCACUUCGUGUGUUUUGUCAAGGGCGAUGACGGUCGGCUAUAUGAGCUUGACGGGAGGAGGAAGGGGCCCCUGUGUCGAGGAGAACUGGCUGAAGAUGAGGACAUGUUGAGCGAGAAGGCGUUGGAUAAGGGAGUGAGGCGGUUCUUGAAGACAGAGGAAGAAGCAGGGCAGGGUGAUUUGAGAUUCAGCCUUGUUAGUCUCGGGCCAGCGUUAGAUUGA